Messenger RNA from Thermothelomyces thermophilus ATCC 42464, 1054 nucleotides. RefSeq lists its product as uncharacterized. Gene Ontology annotation, cellular component: proteasome core complex; proteasome core complex, beta-subunit complex; cytosol. Lineage: Eukaryota; Fungi; Ascomycota; Sordariomycetes; Sordariales; Chaetomiaceae. Bases 153 to 764 code for a protein of 203 amino acids. Gene Ontology annotation, biological process: proteasomal protein catabolic process. The record is from RefSeq and is a predicted model, not a curated record. The transcript has 4 exons. Gene Ontology annotation, molecular function: peptidase activity.
GAAGCUCCAAGUGCGCGUUCUCUCCUGCCUGCUGCAGCAAGUUGGGUGGGUGCUCAUCAGAGCUCCAGCAGAAAGAAGAGCAAGCUUUCCUCCAGCUUGCCAAGAUACACCACAACCUUCGACAGCAACAAUAACAAGAGAACAAGGCCAAAAUGGAGGUCCUUCUCGGCAUCACAGGCAAGGACUUCACCUUGAUUGCGGCGUCCAAGGCGGCGAUGCGCGGGGCGACAAUCCUCAAGGCAUCCGACGACAAGACGAGGCAGCUGAACAAGCACACAUUGAUGGCAUUCUCUGGCGAGGCUGGCGACACAGUGCAGUUCGCCGAGUACAUCCAAGCCAACGCCCAGCUCUACUCGAUGCGGAAUGACACCGACCUGUCGCCUUCAGCGCUGGCUCAUUUUGUUCGCGGCGAACUGGCAUCGAGCCUUCGGUCGCGGAAACCCUACAGUGUCAACCUUCUCCUGGGAGGCGUCGACCCCAUCACACACAAGCCGAGCCUGUACUGGCUAGACUAUUUGGCGUCGCUGGCCCCGGUGCCAUAUGCCGCACACGGUUAUGCUCAGUACUACUGCCUCUCCCUGCUCGACAAGCACCACCACCCCGACAUCAGCCUCGACCGGGGCUUGGAACUGCUCAGACUCUGCGCAGACGAACUGAAGAGGAGGUUACCGAUAGACUUCAAGGGACUGAUAGUCAAGGUUGUGACGAAAGACGGGAUUGAAGAAAAGCCAUUCGACGUGGACGAAGUGGUCAAGGGUACUUGAUGGUUUUGGCAGUUUGGAGCCCUAGCUAAUGCAACAUGUGCGUGAUGCCUUUCUUGUUCGAUCGGCGAUGGAGAAAAAUCCCAUGCUUUCCUCGGUUUCAUCGAAGGAGCAAUCCCAGCGGCGGGACUUGUUUGUGGUCGAUCAUACCUUGGCCAUCCCAGGAACCGAAUCCUGAUGUAGGUAAUCCAACUGCUGGUCUCAAUCGGAGUCUUGACAUCUUCAAUGGCAUCUCUCCGCAUACGACCAGUUACUACCUGUCGCCGGAGUCACUGUAGUAAGAUUGCAAACCC